AUGCACGAUCUUCCCACGCCAGCACCGUCGUCGGAUCCUCCGAUGCCUGGAUCUUCGCCCAUCAAGACGCUCAAGGCAGACAAAACGCUUGCAUCCAAGGCCCGACCCUUCGCGCCGCUCGACCUUAACGUAGUGGGGUCUAGAGCCAAGGCGUUCCAAGACGCGAGAGAAAAGGCUGGCGCCACGCCUCCUCCUUCGUCACCUCCAGCCUCGUCGGUCUUCUUCUCGUCGCCAGUCGCCCCAACGCGUGAGCAAGCACUCGGCUUCUCGCCUGUCAAGCAGCAGCGUCCCUUCCCAGCCUCGAUCACGCCCGCACGCAGCAUCGUUCUUGAGCAAAGCCCGGCCAAUGUCGAUCGUGCUGUGACCGUCACUGACGCACAGACUCUAGGACUUGUCAAGAAUCCGGAGCUCGAGUCGGACGGUGAUGCAGUGCCCAAUUUGCUCUUUGGCAGCAAGAACGUCAGCCUGAUCAUCGGUCGAUCCAAGCCCUCGGGCCAGCCUCAUGCCUCUAGUGCUUCCAAUGCGGCCGAUAUCCCUGCCUCGAUGCAGGGACUGGGAUCUAAGAAGAUUCUACGCGUCAAUCUGCCAAACGAGGCACGACAUGUAUCGCGCAUUCACGCCAUCGUUGAGUGGAUUCCCUUCGUCACGCGUCCCGUCCCGAAGAAUACUGCCAAGCUAUCGAGCUUUACUGCCAAGGGUUCUCCGGUAGCUGCCAAGCUCUCAAGUCAGACCCAUUCGGAGUUGAUCACGCCUCACGGAACGUUCAUCGUCCGCAUCGUUGGUCAAAAUGGCCUCAUCGUCGACGGCAAGCGCCGCCGUGAAGGGCAAGUGUUGCGUCUGACGUCGGGCAAGAGCCUGAUCGACUUCUUCGGCGUCAAGUGCCUCUUCAAGCAUGUGCCAUCGAGCGGCGAGCCCCAGCCGUCACCGGUCAAAUCUAUGCAGGCACGCGUGCAAGAGUGGUCGCAAAGGAUCACGUCGCCCGUGAAGAAAGCGACACCUUCUUCAGUGGACAGAUCUCGGGUUGAGUCGAAUAUGGCCACCAGCUCUCCUCCUGCUAGCUCGCCGCCUCCUAUGCUUGCGCUGAUGUCGCCGAGCAAGCGUGCGGCUCAGUCGAAAGGUUCGGUCCAGGUAGAGGAUGAUGAAGAGGCCGAGGACGAUAUCACCAGCUCUCCCACGCCGGUGAACCGCCGCGGCGGAGGCCUAGUAGCUGGCCCACUGAAUCACCAACAGGUGCGAGCGGGCGACAGUGAUCAGGAAGCAGGUGCGAAAGUCCUAGAUGCGAUCGAGGAUGACGACGACGACGACGACGAGAGCGAUGACGACGACUAUGUCCCUGCCGAGCGCGAUUCCGCCAGACAGUCGAUCUUGGUGACUCGCAAGCCAACUACAGAUCUUGCUGCUGAUGAUGAGGAUGACAGCAGCUCGCUCUCCGAUCUCGAUUCUGGCGUGGUAGACCAGCAAAUCGGCGACUCUGCCCUCGCUACUCAGCCAACGCCGGUAUCGGCUGCGCAACGCACUGGCACUUCCGAGGCCAACAACGCAGAUUCGUCCAAGCCAGCGGUGGCAGAUGCUCUGACCGAGUCACAGAUCCAAAUGCCCCCGCCUCCUGCUGCUGCCAGUGUCGCCAACGUACGCAGCGCCGCCCGCAGAUCUGCAAGCAACAGUCCGGCUCCAUCUUCUCCCAUGCUCGGCUCGUCGGUGCAAGAGUUGCAAUCCAUCGCCCGCAACUGCGUCCGACAGCUCGCUUCAACCUACGACCUACCCGGCCUCCUCGCUGGAGCCGUCGUCUUCCACCGCACCGCUACGAUCAGUGCCUCGGAGGCAGUGCGCUCGGUACUGUCUACCACGCCUGGCCUGAUGAAAGGCGAAGCUGGCGAGCACUCGGUCGCGUUCAGUCCCUCGAAGCGAAAGCUCCCCGGAGCAGCCACUCUGCAGCACGGAUGCGUGGUCGAUGGCUGGCCCACCGCGAGCGAAUCGAACGAGCGAUGGGCCUCCAUAGCGCGCAAGGCGUGGAGAGAGCAUCUCGAGGUGGUGCUCCAGUCCUCUCCCAUGUUUGGUGUCAUUCAGCGCGCUGGCAAGGACGCCUCUGGCAACCCGCUCGAAUGCUGGUAUUACUACGAUAAGGAGAACGACACGGACAAGGAGCGGGCCGAGAACCUGGGUGUCUUUGCGAAGCCCAUGCGAAAAGCGCUCAAGGGUCAGAAGCCCAUCUUCUGGAAACGCAGCGGCUACGCACGUCAGCAGGAUGACAACCUGGAAGCGAAAGACACUGCGUCGGAUGCUGUUGCUGCAUCAUCUUCUUCGCGCAAGAUGGAUGAUGAAUCGAUGGACAUCGCCAGCGCGCCACUGCCUGCCUCUUCCAUCGGCCGCAAGAGAAAGGCGAAAGCUCAGUCGCAGGCGGAGACGCAGAGUGCCGACGGCGCCGCCAGCCAGGCAGUGAACGAUGACGAGCGACGCCGGGAGAAGCUGCGUGCGAAGAUCGCAAAGAGCGGUUUGUGGGACGAGACGCAGCCCGAAGAGAAGGAGGCUCCCACGUGGGACAGAAAGGGCGACCAGGAUUACAGGAAGGGCCGCAAGUAG
Molecule: messenger RNA, 2580 nt
Organism: Pseudozyma hubeiensis SY62
Lineage: Eukaryota; Fungi; Basidiomycota; Ustilaginomycetes; Ustilaginales; Ustilaginaceae
Exons: 1
Coding region: 1-2580 (859 amino acids)
Source: RefSeq, a predicted model, not a curated record